AAAACACAUCCAUUUCUCACUUUCCUUUUCUCUCCCCCCUCUCCUCUUCUCUCUGUGUUUGAAGAUAGUAUGGACCGACAACAUUGCAGGAAACAAGCCAAGAUGACCAAAGAUCAUGAAUCUGAAGAAGUUAGUAGUGCUGAGUGGGAGUUCAUCAACAUGAAUGAACAAGAGGAAGAUCUCAUCUACAGAAUGUAUAGACUGGUUGGAGAAAGGUGGGAUUUGAUAGCUGGAAGGAUUCCAGGGAGGAAAGCAGAAGAAAUAGAGAGAUUUUGGAUAAUGAGGCACAGUGAAGGGUUUGCAGAGAGAAGAAAAGAGCAAAAGAAAAAGACUCCUAAAACAAUCUGGCCACUGGAUUUCAAUGCCUUCAAAUAGUAUUCUUUAUUUCUUUCAUUCUUUCCAGCCAUCUUGGGUUGCGAAGCAGCAGAGUUAAUUGUGAACCUUUGUACUGGGAUUAUGUAUAUUGAACUUCCUACUUGCCUAGAAUGGAUUGCUAUGAUAAUGACAGAAGUCAGAGAAACAUAUGACAUGAGGGCAGAUGAUUUAAAUAAGAAUUCAUAAACGUU
Messenger RNA from Rubroshorea leprosula, 566 nucleotides. The record is from the annotation of a GenBank genome assembly. NCBI's taxonomy places the organism in Eukaryota, Viridiplantae, Streptophyta, Magnoliopsida, Malvales, Dipterocarpaceae.